CCCAGACUCUGUUGUAAUCGAGUGCAUUCAACUCAGAGGUCCAAAACCGCCUAAGCGUGAAAUUGAAUUAUGAUUGCAUAUGCACUGUUAUAAUUUGUUAUAGUGGUUUAAAAGCCCAAGGUCGUCAUUGCUAGUUUUCUGCGCUUUAAUUAACUGUGGACAAUUAGGCGAUAUGUCAAGUUUGCAAUUCAGGGAGCUGUCAAUGGUACUGAAAUGUAAUUGACAAUCAGCCCCGCGUUUGCCUGUAGUGCCGGCAGAGGGAGCAACAGGGCAACGUUUAUUAUUUAAUUCCUAUCGGCCUACAGGUAUAAUAGCAUGCGCAUGCGCAUGCCCACAUGUACCUGUAAAUAGUUCUGAGAAAGUAGAUUUCAUAUCUACCGGUGCGUGAAAAGAUUGAUUCAGGAUUAAACACAUUUUUGCAUUCUGUUGUCUAUUUUUGCAGGCUCUUUGUAAAAUGUCGUGCAGUGAAAUUAAACAUAUUUCCUGUUGCCUCACAAAUUGUUUCAGAUGACUCAAUUGAGAGGUUAAAAAAAGGUAUUGCUUCCCAAAUCCUGAUAACUUUUGAAUGUGAGAUGACAUGGGCCAGCCGUAGCCUAAUCCCCUGGUCAGGCGUCGCUCCCAUCCUCCCGGGCCAGCCGCUCAGCAGCUCAAGGGCAAACGGAGGUUUUAGGACCUUCCACUCUCAGCGCAACGGCUCAGGAACACGCAUGAAUUACAACCGUGCGCUUUUUGUGGCAAUUUGAAGUUUUUUUUUAUCAGGACUGACAUUUUGUAGCAAUCAAAUGGAAAGGAAGGGUGUUUUGGGUGAGUCCGUAGGCGGGCGUUGACCCUGUAGCACCGAAUGAAGCGCGGUUCAAAAUGCCUAACAUCAGGGGAUUUGACAACUGGCAUUCAUCCGGGAGUCACUUUUAAACGAUAACCUCUGGAUUCGGCCUCGCAACAUAACAGGCGCCAUUUUCAGUCUCUGUAACGUGUAAUUGAAGUAAUUUAUCGAUUUAAUAAUCAGGAUCUUCCUGGAGACAAAUGAAACAUGGAUUCUACUUGGGUUUUCUGGCCAUUCUGUUCUCUAAAAACUGAAAAACGAAACUCUGGAAGCUAUGCUACAGAACACGGAGUUUCACACCUGUAAGUAAAUUCUAGUACAGGAUAAUCAGGAUGAAAAGAUGGCAGCCAUGCUGUUACCAACGGGUCCUGAUGGCUUGCGCCGGUUCACUCGCGAAUCCCUGGCCGCCAUCGAGCAGCGGAUUGCCGGGGAGCAGGCCAAGAACGCCAAGGAUUACCAGGAGGAUCUGGGCAACGUGGAGCUGCCCAUGUCCAGGCCCGACCUGGAGGCCGGAAAACAACUUCCACGCAUCUUUGGUGACAUUCCCCCAGGACUGGUUGGGGUACCUCUGGAUGACAUCGAUCCCUUCUACUUCAAGAAUCAGAGGACUUUUAUAGUAGUUAAUAAAGGGACGGCCAUCUUCCGGUUCAGUGCCACGUCUGCUCUCUAUAUAUUUACCCCUUUCACCUUCCUCAGAAGAAUCUCCAUCAAAGUCCUGGUCCAUUCAUUAUUCAGCUUGUUCAUUAUGUGUACUAUUCUGACCAACUGUUGCUUCAUGGCCAUGUCGGACCCUGCCCCUUGGACCAAGUACCUGGAGUACACGUUCACCGGUAUCUACACCUUUGAGUCCAUGAUAAAGAUAUUUGCGAGAGGAUUCUGUGUCGGGCCGUUCACCUUCCUGAGAGACCCAUGGAACUGGCUAGAUUUUAGUGUAAUCUCUAUGGCAUAUCUCACGGAGUUUGUGGAUCUGGGAAACGUGUCUGCAUUGCGAACAUUCAGGGUCCUCCGAGCGCUGAAAACCAUCUCUGUCAUUCCAGGCCUGAAGACCAUCGUUGGUGCUCUGAUCCAGUCAGUGAAGAAGCUUGCGGACGUGAUGAUCCUGACUGUGUUCUGCCUGAGCGUGUUCGCCCUGAUCGGCCUGCAGCUCUUCAUGGGCAUCCUGCGGCAGAAGUGCGUCCGUAGCGCGGCACACUGCGUCAACUCGUCGUACAACGUCAACGACACUUUCACCUGUAACAACAGGACCUGGAGCUCCAUGAACGACUUCGUCACCAAUGAAGAUAAUUUCUACAAAGUUGAAGGAGCAAAGGAUGCCUUAAUUUGUGGAUAUGGACAAGAUGCAGGGAAGUGUCCUGAGGGAUUUGACUGUCUGAGAAUAGGAAGGAACCCUAACUAUGGUUAUACCAGCUUCGACAGCUUUGGCUGGGCUUUCCUGGCGCUGUUCCGGCUGAUGACCCAGGACUACUGGGAGAACCUAUAUCAUCAGACUCUGCGUUCAGCAGGGAAAACCUACAUGGUCUUCUUUGUGCUGGUCAUCUUUCUGGGUUCCUUCUACCUGGUCAACCUGAUCCUGGCUGUGGUGGCCAUGGCCUACGAGGAACAGAACCAGGCCACCAUCCAGGAGGCCUGGAUGAAGGAGAGAGAGUUUCAGCUGGCCAUGGAACAUGUACGCAGAGAACAGAGGAUGGCCGAGAGAAGAAUCCAGCAGGAGACAGACUCUGGCAUGUCUCCAGAGCUGUCCCCGUUUCAACUCAAAGUGAGCAGUAGUUUGAAACGGACAGCCAGUAGAAGAUCUCGCAGGAUGCUGUCCGAGGAUCCAGAGGACGAAUCAGACGAGAAGUUUGAUCCACUGGAUGAGCGGGUGCUUGUCCCCCUGCCUCCCACGUCUCCCAUGCCCGUCCACCCUCUCCUUGCUGCCAUGUCGUCCCACCCUCUCAGCACCCGCCGUGGCAGCCAGGCCAGUAUCUUCUCCUUCAGGCCCUGUACCACCUCUGAUGCCGAUUUCGGGGAUGACGAGUACAGUGUUCACGGGGACAUCAUGGGGAGGAGCAGGGCAGGCUCCACCAUCGGCCCCAACUGGCAACACAAGCACAAAAGGACAGGCAGCGUGAGGAGCCAUUGCUCCCAGGUCUUCACCCCCAGUCUCAACAUCAACGGACGUCUCAACAUCUCCCUGGACCAGAACGGCGUCACCACUGUCGGCCUGCACACCCCCACCUCCCUACCCGCCUGCAGCAUGGAGAAGGUCAAAGAAGAUAAAGAGCCCACCUGUAUAGAAGAGUCCAGUGCCAAGCCAGCCCAGCUCUCCCCCGAGACUGCAGAGCCUCCCCUCCGUAGGAAGCGCGGUCUGAGCUCCAUUAGCUUCCUCAGCGAUGCCAUGGAUGGUGAGGGUACCUUCAGAGAGCUGGAGGAGUCUCGUCAGAAGUGCCCCCCGUGCUGGUACACUUUUGCCAAGGCGUACCUGAUCUGGGACAGGUGCCCGUGGUGGCUGAAGGUAAAGGAGUAUGUGAAGAUGAUUGUGAUGGAUCCCUUCCUAGACCUGGCAAUAACCAUCUGUAUCGUCCUCAACACCCUCUUCAUGGCCCUGGAACACUACCCCAUGACCGACGAGUUCAACAAUGUGCUCUCUGUUGGCAACCUGGUGUUCACAGUGAUCUUCACAGCAGAGAUGGUGUUCAAGCUGAUAGCCAUGGAUCCAUACUUUUACUUCCAGCAGGGCUGGAACAUGUUUGACGGCAUCAUCGUCUGUCUCAGCCUCAUGGAGCUGGGCCUGUCCAACGUAGAGGGACUGUCUGUCCUGCGCUCCUUCAGACUGUUGCGAGUGUUCAAGCUAGCGAAGUCAUGGCCCACCCUGAACACACUGAUAAAGAUCAUCGGUAACUCCGUGGGCGCUCUGGGAAACCUGACCCUGGUACUGGCCAUUAUCGUCUUCAUCUUCGCCGUGGUGGGCAUGCAGCUGUUCGGCAAGAACUACCAGGACUGCGUUUGUAAGAUCUCUAAGGAUUGUAUGUUACCCCGCUGGCACAUGAAGGACUUCUUCCACUCGUUCCUCAUCGUGUUCCGGGUGCUGUGUGGCGAGUGGAUCGAGACCAUGUGGGAUUGUAUGGAGGUGGCAGGGCAGCCUCUCUGCAUCCUAGUCUUCAUGCUGGUCAUGGUCAUAGGAAACCUGGUGGUGCUGAACCUGUUCUUGGCCCUGCUGCUCAGCUCGUUCAGCUCAGACAACCUGUCAGCUCCCGACGAGGACGGAGAGAUGAACAACAUCCAGAUCGCCGUCGCCCGCAUCCACACGGGGUUCGCCUGGCUGAUGAGGAACGUCACCGAACUAUUCAACGGAAACCUGAAGAAGAGACGUCUCAUGACUAAAGACGUUCAGAUUUCUGUGAAGCUGACACCCGUAGCGAAUCACGUGGAGAGUAACGGUGGGGUGGGGGUCGGGGUGGUGGGGGUGAUCGGACGCUACGGAGAGAAGGUCCCGGACGACGACAGCUACAUGACCAACCCCAACCUGACCAUCAGUGUGCCCAUCGCUCCAGGGGAGUCGGACGUGGAGUUCCCUGAGGAAGGAGAGGUGGAGGAGGAGACGGAGUCGUCAGAGGAUGAGGACAACAAAGCGGAAAAAGUAAGCCUAUCAGAAGGCAGCACGGUGGACUUGCGGAAGCCAGGGGAGGAAGAGGAUGACUUCUCUGAGACGGCUGACGAUGUUAUGGAGCCAGAUGAAUGUUUCCCUGAAUUCUGUGUUCGUCACUGUAAGUGCUGUGAGAUCAACACGACACGGGGCCUGGGUCAGGCCUGGUGGAGACUGAGGAAGACCUGUUACCAGAUUGUUGAACACAGCUGGUUCGAGACUUUUAUUAUCUUCAUGAUCCUGCUGAGCAGUGGUGCUCUGGCAUUUGAGGACAUCUACAUUGAGAAAAGGAAAGUGGUGAAGGUAAUCCUGGAGUACGCUGAUAAGGUCUUCUCCUACAUCUUCGUCCUAGAGAUGUUCCUCAAAUGGAUUGCCUACGGCUUCAAGAAGUACUUCACCAAUGCUUGGUGUUGGCUGGACUUCCUCAUUGUCGAUGUGUCGUUGGUGAGCCUGGUAGCUAACUCUCUGGGCUACUCUGACUUUGCUGCCAUCAAAUCACUGAGGACUCUCCGAGCGCUGAGGCCCCUAAGGGCCCUUUCCAGAUUCGAGGGAAUGCGGGUGGUGGUGAACGCACUGAUUGGAGCCAUCCCAUCCAUCAUGAAUGUCCUGCUGGUCUGCCUCAUCUUCUGGCUCAUCUUCAGCAUCAUGGGAGUCAACCUGUUCGCAGGGAAGUUUGGUAAAUGUGUGAACCGGACAGGGUUCAUCCACAAUGCUUCCAUCGUCAACAACAAGUCAGAGUGCCUGGCCAUGAACGACACUCAGUUUUAUUGGACUAAAGUCAAGGUCAACUUCGACAACGUGGGACUAGGAUACCUCUCACUGCUGCAAGUGGCCACGUUUAAAGGAUGGAUGGAAGUUAUGCACGCAGCUGUUGAUUCACGUGGCGUAGAGGAGCAGCCAAUCAGGGAGAUCAACCUCUACAUGUACCUCUACUUUGUCAUCUUCAUCAUCUUCGGAUCCUUCUUCACUCUCAACCUCUUCAUCGGCGUCAUCAUUGAUAAUUUCAACCAGCAAAAAAGAAAGAUAAGUGGACAAGACAUUUUCAUGACUGACGAGCAGAGGAAGUACUACAACGCUAUGAAGAAAAUAGGCUCUAAAAAGCCCGAAAAGCCUAUACCAAGACCUACGAAUAUCCUCCAAGGCUUCUUAUUUGACCUGGUAUCCAAGCAAGCCUUUGACAUCAUCAUUAUGAUGCUGAUCAUCGUCAACAUGGUGACCAUGAUGGUGGAGACAGACGAUCAGUCCGCACGCAUGGAGUCCAUUCUCAACAAGAUCAACCUGAUUUUCAUCGUCAUCUUCACCACCGAAUGCCUCAUGAAGAUCGUGGCACUUCGUUGCUAUUUCUUCACCGUGGGAUGGAACAUCUUUGACUUUGUGGUUAUCAUCCUCUCCAUCGUUGGUAUCGUUCUGGCUGACAUCAUUGAGAAGUACUUUGUAUCUCCGACUCUGUUCCGGGUCAUCAGACUGGCAAGGAUAGGACGCGUACUUCGACUAAUACGUGGAGCCAAAGGAAUAAGGACUUUACUGUUUGCCUUAAUGAUGUCCAUGCCAGCGUUGUUCAACAUCGGCCUCCUGCUCUUCCUCGUAAUGUUCAUAUACGCUAUCUUCGGAAUGGCCAACUUCGCUUACGUGAAAAAAAAGGAAGGGAUAGAUGACAUGUUCAACUUUGAGACCUUUGGGAAUAGUAUGAUCUGCUUGUUCCAGAUCAGCACUUCCGCCGGGUGGGACAACGUCCUGGAGCCCAUCAUGUCUAACUCCCCAGAGGAGUGUGAAGCCUACGUCGUCAACACCGGCACCAACGUCCGAGGAAACUGCGGCAACCCGUCUGUGGCAAUCGCCUUCUGUGUCAGCUACAUCAUCAUAUCGUUCCUCAUCGUGGUCAACAUGUACAUCGCCAUCAUCCUGGAGAACUUCAGCGUGGCCACCGAGGAGAGCACCGAGCCGCUGAGUGAGGACGACUUUGAGAUGUUCUACGAGGUUUGGGAGAAGUUUGACGCAGAGGCCACCCAGUUCAUAGAGUUCUCCAAGCUGUCGAAUUUCGCAGACAACCUGUCGGAGCCGCUGCGCAUCGCCAAGCCUAACAAAAUCAAGCUGAUCUCUAUGGACCUGCCGAUGGUGAGCGGGGACAAGAUCCACUGCCUGGACAUCCUGUUCGCCUUCACCAAACGUGUGCUGGGCGAGUCGGGCGAGAUGGACGCCCUCAAGCAGCAGAUGGAGGAGAAGUUCAUGAUGGCCAACCCGUCCAAGAUCUCCCACGAACCAAUCACUACGACCCUACGCCGUAAGCAGGAAGACGUGUCUGCCAUCAUCAUUCAGCGCUGUUACAGACGCCACCUGUUGAAACGGCAGAUGAAACAGGCCUCAUUCCUUUACAGACAGAGGAACCUUCAGACCAACCUGAACUUGCAGGAGCACAUAGUGGUGAACAUAGAGAGGGCCCCGGAGACGGAGGGCCUCAUCGCCGCCAUGAUAAAGGAACACUACGGCCCUGAGGGGCCCGACGAGGAGGAGGAGCUGGUAGAGGUCAUGGGGGUCAUGGAAGGGACUCUGUCCUCCUCACCGCCAUCUUACGACAGUGUGACCCGGCUGGGGGCGGCUAGUGACGUUGGUCAGAUAGAACGGCUAGAAAGGCCGGGAGACUUAGUGUUAGAACUCAGGGAACCUAGCCCCUCACAAACAUAUAGGGAACCUAGCACCUCACAAACAUAUAGGGAACCUAGCACCUCACAAACAUAUAGGGAACCUAGCACCUCACAAACAUAUAGGGAACCUAGCACCUCACAAACAUAUAGGGAACCUAGCACCUCACAAACAUAUAGGGAACCUAGCAUCUCACAAACAAAUAGGGAACCUAGCACCUCACAAACAAAUAGGGAACCUAGCACCUCACAAACAUUUGAAGAGACAUUUCUUUGAGAUAUUGUUUUCAGGAAACAUGUUUUUUGUUGUUGUUUUUGUUUACAACAUGUACAGUAUCAUAACUCGGAACAACUCUCUCGGUACAAGAUGAACAUUUUUAUAGCAGAAAAUACCCAGGAAUUUCAUUGGUAAAAAUGCAAAUAUUGCUUUUCUAUUAUUUAUAUAAGACCCUUUGUCAAUCAAACAAUCAUAUGAUAUGUGUAUUAAUAAUGUUUAGAAACCCAGGCACCAUUUUGAAGAUGGCGAUUCCACUGUAAAAAAUGUAUAAUAAGCUGUACCCAAAGUAAAAGAAAGGUGAGUUAAAAAAAGAAACUUAUAAACAAAUAUGUGAUUUCAUAUAUUCUGUCAUAACGGUUAAUUAACCAGUAAGUGUAAAUGACAAUCAAUCGGCUCUGAAUAACAUUUUAGAAGUUGGAUUCUUUUGUUUUACAAAAUGAAUAGAGAUAAAUAUGGAGUGUUUAGAUCUUGGUUCUCGUUUUGAUGACAGAUGAUGAACUCUUCUCUUUAUUAUCAAAAAUGAAAAUGGCAGCUUGAUUUGCUAAAAAUAUAUAUAUAUUUAUGAAAAAAAGUAUAUUUAAGUAUAUUUUCUUAUUAAUGGAUAUUUCAGGACAAAUGUUGUUCUAACUAAUGAGUUAAUAUGGUAAAGACCACAUGAUUUGAUCAGAAGUGUAUAGUUUAUAUAUAUAUUAUGCACUAAAUUUAGUUUAUUGAUCGGUAUAUCAAAACCCCCAUGGUGAAGGGUUGUGUAUAGUACCAACUGCAACAUAAUGUGCCUGAUAAUGGUUGUCUGUCAUCUGCACACUUUAGUCCUCUUUUAACCAUUUAAUUUGACCUGUGGAAGUAGAAAUAUACAUUACAAACAUAUGUUAUAUUGACCUACGUAAAGCGUUAUGGGGGCAUUUAUGUCAAACAUUUAUAUCUAUCUUUUAUAAUGUAUUUAUAUGUUAAGGUUUAUCUCAAUGACAGUCCAUACGUAUAUAUAGGGAUCAUAGCCAGAGCAAUCAAAUGAUGUGUAUACAACUGUAUUCAUUAUUUUUACAUGAAAGUUGAUAAGAUACUUCCUUGAAAACCUUUUUUUCCCCCCGUAUUACAUUUAAGUAGGUAAUCACUAUAUCAAACAAUAUUAAAAGAUUUUUCCAUAGUUGGGAGUUUUCAUUUUGUUACAGCUAGUUAACAAAUGGUACACUAUUGUUUUCUAUCCUAUUUUAUUUUAAUUUGACUUUAAAAACAUUUUUUUUACAUGUUAUAGCCUAUAAUUAUUACAACAUUUCUGCAUAUAUCAGAAUUGAUUUAUUUCAAAUUCACUGGUUUUAUCCCUCUUGCCUUUUUCUAUUAGACACAUCUACACAUUGUGGCAUGUCAAUGCAUACUAACAUUCACGAUCAAACUCAAAAUACAGUACGAUAUUUUGAGCAACCUGAAUAACCUGAACAAUCCCCAUAUUAUACAGUGUCUUCGGGUCCCAAAUCAAGACCGAUGACCGUCUUGGUCUGUUUUUAUCACAGUGAAAACUAGUUAGCUGCAAUGAUCUCAAUAGUGGACAGGGGUUUCCAGGUGUCACAGUUAAAUCCGCUCCACGUCCGUGUGUUUGAAAGAAAAAACAACAACAGCUGUGCACAUUUGCAACCCUCCAUUGUUAUACUGUGGCUGAGAGACGUACUGCUUUUACAAGUGUGGAUACUGCUGGAAAAUGCAUGUAGGUUUAAGCGUGACUACUGUAGAGUAAAUUAACGUCGAACAGAGUCCAAACACACUUACUGUAAGGGAAUUAAAUGAGCUGAGAUGAGAUGUUUUAAUUCCGAAAAAAAUAUCUGAAAAUAUAUUUUAUUUGGUCUUUCUCCAUCACUCCUAUUGAAUCACUUGACAUUGGGCUAUGUUUUUAUUAACUCUUAGGUUAGGUUUGGAC
Molecule: messenger RNA, 9273 nt
Organism: Oncorhynchus tshawytscha (Chinook salmon)
Lineage: Eukaryota; Metazoa; Chordata; Actinopteri; Salmoniformes; Salmonidae
Product: sodium channel protein type 4 subunit alpha B-like
Exons: 29
Coding region: 1164-7364 (2066 amino acids)
Biological process (GO): sodium ion transmembrane transport; membrane depolarization during action potential; neuronal action potential
Cellular component (GO): voltage-gated sodium channel complex; axon; plasma membrane
Molecular function (GO): voltage-gated sodium channel activity
Source: RefSeq, a predicted model, not a curated record